Ipomoea triloba (trilobed morning glory) is the source of this 648-nucleotide messenger RNA. RefSeq lists its product as uncharacterized. The transcript has a single exon. The coding region runs from base 1 to 648 and encodes 215 amino acids. The record is from RefSeq and is a predicted model, not a curated record. Gene Ontology annotation, molecular function: RNA-DNA hybrid ribonuclease activity; nucleic acid binding. NCBI's taxonomy places the organism in Eukaryota, Viridiplantae, Streptophyta, Magnoliopsida, Solanales, Convolvulaceae.
AUGUGGUUUUCUACCGUAUUGGAUGUGUUGACCAAGGAGAAAGUUGAUUUUGUUGUGGCAGUGUUAUAUCAUGUUUGGAGGGCCCGAAACUCAGCAGUCUGGGGUGCAUUACCGUUGCCGCGCAGGACACUAGCCACGGCGUCAGCUACGCUCGGUGCUUGGAGAGGCGUCCAUGCUUUAUCCCCUGCCGUCACUGCCACCGUAGCUGCUGUCGGAGGGAUUAUGCAUGCCCAUCCACACCACGCAACAUGUUACUUCGACGCCAGUUAUCACCCUUCCACCAUGAAGGCCUCGUUCGGUGCGACUUUGCUCACGGCUGGCGGCGCCUUUAUUGCAGCUUGCUCAGGGCCACUUCCGGACUGCUUCUCCCCACUAAUGGCGGAGGCUGCUGCUUACAAGGAAGCUUUGUCAUGGCUGCGUGGAAGGGGACUCGCGGAGGUGGCUCUUUCGACAGAUUGUGCACAGCUUCGGACUCAGAUACACUCUACGGUUGCAUCCUUUUCAUACGUUGGUCUACUGCUCGAUGCAUGUAGGGCGGCAAUGUCCACGUUUAAUUCUUGCAUUAUUAGUUUGAUUCCAAGAUCAGCAAAUGUUAUUGCACAUACUCUUGCUUCUGCAUCCGGUUCUCAGGCUAACAUUUUGUACUAG